AUGGAUAAUACUGGUGUCGAAGCAUCAUCAGCGGCUUCCAACUCAAGUGUGAGUGGUUCUAAUCCUUUGAAACGCGAUUCUGAUGAUGUUGGUUGGAACUACAGAAAUAUUAUUGAUCCUAAAGACAAGAAUAGACUUCAAUGCAAGCUUUGCCCCAAACUGGUCACUUCGGGAAUUUAUCGGCUAAAACAACAUAUUGCUGGCGUGGGAAACAAUGUUAAAGCUUGUCCAAAUGCAAGUAAAGAAGCCAUAAGGAUAUGCAAACAGGAUCUAUAUAAGACCCAAGUGAAAAAGAAACAAAAAUAUAAUGAGCUUGUUCAACGUCGAAAAGAAGUUUCUAUAGAAUCUUCUUUCUAUGCAGAUUUGGAUUUAGAGACGCAAUCUGAGAGAGGCACUUUGGAUGGUUUCUUGGAGAGUUUGGAGACAAAUCCAAAAGAUAAUUCUAGGCCAUCCGACUCUAGUCACCCUUCAAAGAUCACAAAACAAGCAAGUUUGAAGACGUUGUUGGAUAAAAAGAGAGUGCGUGAAACACAUCAAUAUGUUGCUCGUUGGCUAAUUGAAGCUGGUAUUCCAUUCAAUGCUACGCAAAUAAAAAGCUUUUCAUUAAUGACUGAAGCUAUUGGACAAUUUGGAAGAGGAUUACCUACCCCUAGUCGGUAUCUAUUGAGUGGACCAUGUUUGACGGACGAGGUUCAGAGGAUUAAGACUGCUUUGAUAAAACAUCAAGAAGAGUGGUCUAUUACUAGUUGUUCGAUUAUGAUAGAUGCAUGGACAGAUCGUAAGCGAAUAAGUAUUAUGAACUUAUGUGUGCAUUGUCGAGAAGGGAUGUCUUUCUUAUCUUCGAGAGAGGAUUCUGAUUCAGCACAUACUGGAGAUUACAUAUUUGAGUAUGUUGAUAAAUGUAUUGAAGAUAUUGGAGAAGAUAAAGUAGUACAAGUUGUGACUGACAAUGCUUUAAAUAACAUGGCAGCAAAACGUCUCCUGAAAGUCAAGAGACCUAAUGUAUUUUGGACUUCAUGUGCCGCACAUACCAUGAAUCUCAUGCUAGAGGGGAUUGGUAAGCAAUCCAAGUUCAAGAAAACAAUUGAUAGUGCAAAGGAAUUAACUAUUUUCAUCUAUGGUCACCAUCAAACUCUUAGCAUGAUGCGUACGUAUACCGACAAUAUUGAGAUUGUACGUCCCGACGUAACACGUUUUGCAAGUACGUAUCUCACUUUGGAUAGUUUGCUUUCAAAAAAGGAACAAUUAAGAACUAUGUUUGGUUCGAAUGCAUUUGACUCUUUGAAACAUUCUAAGAGUGUUGCCGGAAAAAAAUCAUAUGAUACGGUCUUUUCUCAAUCAUUUUGGAAUAAGGUUACUCAUAUUUUGGAAGUUUUUAAACCAUUAGUAGAGGUUCUUCACAUUGUUGAUGGUGAUAGGCCUUCUAUUCCAUGGUUGUAUGGGAAACUAAAAGAGGUCAAAGAAGACAUCAAAAGUGCAUUGAAUGGAGUUGAGGGGAACUAUAAACCUUUGUUAGAUAUCAUUGAGCUUAAAGGAAAAGGAAGACUUGACAAUGAAUUGCACGUAACGGCAUAUUUUCUUAAUCCGUUUUACUUUGCAAAAAAUAGAGCCGGCAUUGGAGGUCAUGGAAGCCAUACAAAAUUCUCGUUUGAUCCCGUUGGAUGGUGGAGUAAUUAUGGAGGGAGUGCUAAGAAUUUGCAAAGGAUGGCAAUUAGGAUUCUGUCAUUGACUACAAGUUCGUUGGGUUGUGAGCGAAAUUGGAGCUCAUUCGCUAUAGUCCACACAAAAAAUCGAAAUCGACUUACGACCGAAAAGUUGAAUGAUUUGGUUUAUGUCCAAUUUAACUCAAAGUUAUUUUAUAAGAAGAAAAGGAAUGACAUCCUAGAAGCUAGUGAUUACAACAAAGCUCAACAUAUGAUGGUUGAUGGAGUACAAGACGUUGAGUCGGAUGUUGAUGAGGAGAUUGAUCCCAUUACCGGAGCGACACAUAUGGAGGUUGGUGACGUUGUCCAAUUGAGAGAACCUUGCGAAGAAGAAGAAUUUGUAUCGGAACCAGAAGACAUUGAUGAAAAUAAUGAUGCUGAGUGUAGAUGGGAUGAAGAUUGA
Messenger RNA from Impatiens glandulifera, 2106 nucleotides. RefSeq lists its product as uncharacterized. NCBI's taxonomy places the organism in Eukaryota, Viridiplantae, Streptophyta, Magnoliopsida, Ericales, Balsaminaceae. Bases 1 to 2106 code for a protein of 701 amino acids. Gene Ontology annotation, molecular function: protein dimerization activity; DNA binding. The record is from RefSeq and is a predicted model, not a curated record. The transcript is spliced from 4 exons.